Molecule: messenger RNA, 1188 nt
Organism: Eremothecium gossypii ATCC 10895
Lineage: Eukaryota; Fungi; Ascomycota; Saccharomycetes; Saccharomycetales; Saccharomycetaceae
Gene: ASA1
Product: Asa1p
Exons: 1
Coding region: 1-1188 (395 amino acids)
Molecular function (GO): protein binding
Source: RefSeq, marked provisional
AUGAGGUUUACUCUGAGGGCACAUGUAUCCACUGUGACAGAUCUUAAACCGGUUAGCCACCGCCAGACCCCCCACCUUCUCUCCGCAGAUUCCAAAGGAUGCCUUUAUCUGUGGAACCUAAUUAGUAGGCGGCCUAUCGCCUCGAUAGACUUAAAGACCCAUAUCAUCGCCAUUGAAGUGGUAGGGCAAGGCCUCUAUGCAGCUCUUGCUAGAGACAAUAAACUUCGCUUUAUCAGUCUGCAGGAGGAAUCGAGAUUGACGAGAAUAAAUGACAAGGUUUCCAGAGAACUGCAAUCGCUGGAGAUUGUCUAUGAAAUACCAGUAAACUGCUUGAACUUUGCUAACUUCGCGCUGCAGGACCUUGGUUUACGUAAUUACAGGCUUUGGUGCUGCAAUACGAUGGAUGCAGAGUCAAUUGAUGUCUACGAAUUUCAAUUAGGAGAUAGGCAGUCAUUUAAAAGAACCUUUAAUGCCAUUAACCUCUUCGACUCUGUAGCUGGAUUGGCGGAAGCGAAGCAAAAGUUUAGGUUUGACAAAAUGGGAAUCGUGAUGCGUUUCAUUGUUGCCGGCGAUACGGUAUUCUGCGGUUAUGAAAGUGGUGUGGUGGUUGGCCUUCGUAUACGUGACAAAAGUCUACAGAUCUGCUAUGCUUCCUUUGCUCACUACCCGGAACCAGUACUGUCGUUAGCGCAUGACCGAACUGAGAGAAGAGUGUUCAGCUCGUCUACCACAGAUCAGGUUUGCGUCCAUAACAUUCCUACCCCUGAUCUUCCAGUGGUCACCAGUGUCUCUGGUAUUCAGGUUGUAGCAAACGCUGGAACAAGAGAAGAGGUAAUCAAUGCACCACUUAAGAAAAUAGGCCAUCUGGCAGUAUUGAAUGACAUUCUGCUAUUAACCAGCUGGCACGGUUACGUAUUAGGUCUACAAGAUCAAAAGGAACUUUUCAGAUACCGUAAAGAGCGGAACCUGCUGUGCGUGGAUGACUCCACAGAUGGACAGGCAGAAACCAAGAAGGAGAAGCCAUGGAUUAACCCAGGGCCAAUCGCAGGCAUAGCCCAUAGUACAGACUCGCAAUUAGUUCUUGAAAAACUUCCGAUUGGGGGACACCGCCGUCUGAAGAACUUUUUGGAACACAAAUGGUACAUUACAGGUUAUAAUGAUGGGACUAUCACAGUCUCUCAAAUAUAG